This is a messenger RNA of Mustela lutreola (European mink), 6627 nucleotides long. RefSeq names its product dynein axonemal light chain 1 (gene DNAL1). Gene Ontology annotation, cellular component: cytoplasm. The transcript has 8 exons. The record is from RefSeq and is a predicted model, not a curated record. Lineage: Eukaryota; Metazoa; Chordata; Mammalia; Carnivora; Mustelidae. Bases 241 to 885 code for a protein of 214 amino acids. Gene Ontology annotation, molecular function: protein kinase binding.
UUGGUUCGUGUGGGGGGACUCUGACAGAAAGGGAGCGCAAAGAGCGGGAACUUCUCGAAAAAAGAGCGGAUUAGCGUGGGAAAGGUGUUGAAGGCGGAGUGCGAAUAAGGAUUUUUCUGUGCAUAGCAGUCAUUUUCCCGCUGGCGAGACGGGGCGCGGGGAGCUGGUUAUGAGCGGCGUGUGUGUAACCCCGACUGCCGCGGUGCUCCUUACCUGUGAGGUGCCCGGGUUGUCCUCUGAAUGACUGUAAGUGCAGUUAUUCGGGAGCACUGUAAAGCCCAUUCGGAUAGACUGUAUAGGAGAUGUUCCUCACGUGCAAAAGCAACAACAAUCAAAGAAGCUCUAGCCAGAUGGGAAGAGAAAACCAGUCAGAAGCCAUCAGAAGCCAAAGAGAUUAAGCUUUAUGCUCAGAUUCCCCCUAUAGAGAAGAUGGAUGCCUCUUUGUCCACACUUGCUAAUUGCGAGAAGCUUUCACUGUCUACAAACUGCAUUGAAAAAAUUGCCAACCUCAAUGGCUUAAAAAACUUGAGGAUAUUGUCUUUAGGAAGAAACAACAUAAAGAACUUAAAUGGACUGGAAGCAGUAGGGGACACAUUAGAAGAACUAUGGAUCUCCUACAAUUUUAUUGAGAAGUUGAAAGGGAUCCAUGUAAUGAAGAAAUUGAAGAUUCUCUACAUGUCUAAUAACCUCGUAAAAGACUGGGCUGAAUUUGUAAAGCUGGCAGAAUUGCCAUGUCUGGAAGACCUGGUGUUUGUAGGCAAUCCCCUGGAAGAGAAACAUUCUGCUGAUGGAAACUGGGUUGAAGAGGCCACCAAGAGAGUUCCCAAACUGAAAAAGCUGGAUGGUACCCCAGUAAUUAAAGAGGAUGAGGAAGAAGAUAACUAACACCACGUUUUCUGCUUUGUGUUAACUUAUUUAAAUGUCAUAAGAACAAUAGAUAAGUUUUGUAUAAUUGUCUAUUUUAAAGAUUCUGUGUGGGGCAAAAGGUUCUUCAGAUAAAACAAAUCUCUCAUUCCUAUCUUUUUUUUAAACCUAUUGUUUCUCCCCCCAAAUGGUAACACCAACUUCAUACAUCCUAGUACUUUUUUUAGAAACUCAAAUUCUCAGUUUUUUGUCUUCAGUCCCAGUUAUGUACUUAUGUGGCCCCAUCUACAAAACUUUUAUAGACCAGUCAUUUUUAACAACAAAGAACAACAAAUACUGUUCUUUAUUCAGCUUGUUUAGGUUUUUUUUUUUUUUUUUCAGACCAGGCAUUUAAAUAUAGAUACUUAACUUUUGAAUCUGUAGACCAUCUUUCCUGAAGGUCCAUGUCCUUAUGACUCAGAAGCACAAAUGUGUUAUGCCUUUGGUUCAGAAGGCACCACAGUGACAGGAGGGGUUCCUCUUAGAAGAAAUACAAAGCAGUCCUAGAACAAAGACUCCCAAAGCCCAGUUGGAAAAGCUGUGGUGAAAAAGGAAAAAUUAAUAUCUUGGAGGCCUUAUAGCCCAUGUUAUAUUUACUUACUUGUUUUUCUAAAAAACAUAUGCAUUGUCAACUGGAAUUUAGCUUGUGUUUGCAUGCCUGGCCACUUGAGUCACUGUGCACAGUCAGUCAUGCUGUGGUCCGGGUCAGUGGUGAAAAUGACGGCCAUGAUCAUUCCUUUGACCACUGCUGUGGUCAUGUUAUUCAUGUGGACCUGACUUUAGGCACACUUUUUGGUUUAUAGUCCCUUAUAUGUUAUAUAAGGGAAUAUAUGUAAACAGUAGUUAUAUUUGAAUUCCUAGUGUAAAUGUUGGCUAUUCAUAUAUAUCAAAAUUUUCUCCAAUAACUCUGUUCUGUUGACCCUCAUGUUGGGAGAAGUGGUUGCUAUAAAUUAGAAUAUAGAGCCUAAAAGACUGCAUCUGAUACCUUUCAGUAGAUUAAAUUUAGAAUCUCAAAAUAUAUUUUUAGAGUGUUUCUAAGUUAGACAGCUCUUAAAAUGAAUUAUGUAAGUGAUUAUGGAGGGAAAAGAGAAGAGGUAUUUCAUUAUGGGAUCCCAGACAAAUGGCAACAUUUUUGAAGAUUGCCUUCUCUAUGAAGCAUGGUAGGUGACUUAACCUCAAAAUUGCAAAGCAAUAGUUGGAUACAGAGCUUAGAAAUUGUAAGGAAAAAAAAAAUCUUUUUGGAAAGUACCAGGUAUAGUAGUCAGUAGUCAGUAACCAGAGGAAGUUCAUAGCAAGUCAUGACUGAAUCACAGAUUGCAGAAAAGAAGUCAGAGACGCUCUGCCAAAUUGUGCCUAAAGUCCCUCAACCAGAGACUGAUUCUUACUUCCCCAUUUACUUGUGUAAAAUCAGUCAGAGGGGAGAGUCAUUUUUUUAAAAAGUGAUUGCAUAGUCCUAGCUUUCAGAAAAUUUCAGCUAUCAUUAAGUGGGAAUUACAUGAGUUCUCUGAGUCACUCUGAUCUAAAGGGACCACUGCUUUGACAAUCAAUACUAAGUAUAAACAGCAAGAGGAAAAAUGAGUCCAACACUUUUUUUAGCUUCCUUUUUGUUCUUCCUCAUAAUCUGAUAGGAAGAAAUCUUUACUCUGGCUUAUACAUUCAAAGCCUUUGGGUACUUCUUUUGUGAACUGUAGACAAUGAGUAUUCCCCGUGGUGAUGUUUAAGUCCCCCAAACUAGGAGGGAAGACGAUCUUCUUCGGUUGUAGUUCAGUUGUAGUUCACACUUCACCCAGUAGGCAAGCUUGAAGCCAUUUUACAAUUUAUGGAUAUAUUUUCAAAAGUUACUCUGGAAGUGAAUGUAAUGGGAAGGGAUGACUUUAUAUUGAAUCUGUAAAAUAGCUUACAGUGUUGGUGUGUGGUUUUCUGAAUUUUAUAAUAUGGAAACUAAUUUUCUCAGCUUCUCCUUGUUUCUUAAUGUCUUUAAUCACUGAUAGUUCUCAAAGAAAUGAAAGGUGCUUUUCUGUGUCCAUUUCACACAAAAUUAAUAUUUAGUUUCAGCAAAUAUUUGAAUGACUUCUAUGCAUCCAUUUCAUGGAGUUAAAAUCAGAAUCCAUGCCAUUAGAAAAUGGAAGAUAGGAUGUAUGAGUACGUUCUGAACAUUCUCUCCAAUCAUUCCUUAAAUCAUCCUUUACUGGAAAAUUUAGCGGAUACUAAAUCCCUUUGGUUUAUGGAUUAUAUACUUGACCUACUUGGAAUGGCUUUUCUCUGUGCUCCUGGUUUAAAGCAUUAUGCCAUUUUAGUGGCUCAUUUAAAUUUCUUCUAUUCUCAUAAUGAUGGUAGAGCUCUAAAAUCAGUUCAGUAUUUUAACUUUUCACAGGUAACUUGAUUUUAGUCUACAAAGAAUUCAACUUUUCUGUGUUCCCUAACUCUAAGCUUAUGGGUAUAUUACCUGGUCAAGACCUUGAAAGGUUUUUGUGUUCUCUGUUCAUGGGAUUUUAUUCCUUUAAAUCAGAGUUUCUCAGUCUUGGCCCUAUUAACACGUUGGGUUGGAUGAUAUUGUCCUGUGUAUUACAGGAUGUUUAACAACAUAUCUGGCUUCUCCUCACUAGAUGCCAGCAGUACCCCCUGCUUAGUUGUAACAACCACAAAUGUCUUCAGACAUUACCAUCUGUCCCUUCUGGCAGGGGCAUAGGAGCAAAUCUGCCCCUGGUGAAGAACCAGUGCUUUAUACUAACAUUCCUUUUGUCCAGGGUGCAUUAUUUUCACUCCAUUGUCAUAUAUGCCACCUCAGUUAUUAUAUGUGAGAAGGUGCCAUAUUUAAUAAUCAUGGGUGGAACGAAAAUGGUCCUUGGUGUUUUUCUAUUUGGUAAUGGUCAUUUUAAUAAUUUUCAUAUAACACUAGAAACUCAGGGCUGGAAGGUUCAGCUUAUAUUUUUCAGCAGGGUCUCAACUUCUAUUUCUUAGCACUCUUGCUUUUCUUAGGACAGUAAUUAUUAACCUACCUCUCUAUCACUCUAACAGAACUCAACUUUAUGGUAGAUUUUUCUUUAUCUCUAAAGUUGAACUUUCUGAGUGUGCUUUUAGAAAAUGGAUCAUUCUUUAAGUGUUCAUUCUUUAAAUGUUCCUUCAUUGUCCACUAAUGCAUAGAAUUUUCCAGACUGUAGCAGUCAUUAAAUACUGUAGACACCAGUUUUGAAUGUGAUCAGAGGAAUGUCUGAUCAUGAUGGUCACUAACUCGGUAUAGUUAUAAGAUACUUAAAUGUGGUUCUUGUGAGGAAAAAGAAAUUUUGGCUUGAAUAGACACUUCUUCUUAUACCUUUUACCAGUGGUCUGAAGUAGAGUAACAAGGAAUAAGAAAUGAAUCUUAACUGUUGAUUUAUUCUCAAAAUCGGUGAUGUGUAAGUGGAAUGGAAGAUUGUUUAUCUCUCUGACCCAGAAUCUUCUACCUGGGUUUUUCUUAAGAUUAAAUGGAAGAAGUGUAGGGUCUAGAAAGUUUGGAUUUAAUCAUUAACUUUUAAAAAUUGAUGUGUGUGUGGGGAGAGGAGUGUCAAAGUAUCGAUUAUAUGAGUAGUUAGUGUCUCUCUGACCACAGUCUGUCAAUUUGUGAAGACCUUACUUUGUAAGUAUUGGUAAAGGGAGGAAACUAAUUUCUGAACUGAAAGUUAUUCUUUAACUGAAAUUUAUUCCUUUGACACACAUUUUCUUUAUUUAGGCUGCUUAAAGGGGCUGUGAAAAAUUAAAUAUAAAGCAAGAUUCAGUGUAAUGGAUUUAGUGCUUCCGUCACAGCUAACUUGACCAUAUUCCUUUAUCUUCACUCCAGCAUGAGGUUUUGGUUUUUGUUUUUGUAAAACCAUAAAAUAGGCGCAAUAAAAAAAAAGGGGGGGUGUGUUUAAAAAAAAAAUCACUAAACUUUCAGAAAUCCCACAUCUAAAUCUCUAUCCCUGCCUUUUUAUAAGCUAAUGACUACAAAGGAAGAAAACUGAAAGAAAAAACCGAGACAGAGUCUUACUUUUUUCCUAAACUAAGAAAAAUUUUCUCUUGCCACUUGGAGAAGUCAUAACUGGAUUCUAGUAAAUUUCCCAUAUUGGGCUAAAAUAGAGGGGAACCAGCCAACCAAAUUCUGAUCCAGCAAAUUUAACAAGGGAGUGGGGGAGAAUGAACUAUUUUGCAGUAGAUUUGCACUUUAAAAUUAUAAACUGGAUGUUGGUGGAAAGUACUCCCAAAGGGCAGAUAGGUAAAUACCUAGCCUGCACGUGGGUAUUGGAGAAUCCAACUUCAUCCUUGCUUGUUCUAAGCCCACCUGCGCAGUAGUUGUCUGUUGACAUAAUCAGAGUCAGGAUUUCCCUGUGUCCCUUGUUGGUGUCAUCUUCCACAUCCGCUACAUUGACAGUCGUCCCUCUGGGGAAUGUGUCAAGUAGAAUCCUCUCAGAAUAGAAACUUCAUGAGUUAUCUUUCCCACAUCUAGAUUUGCAAAAUUAAUUUAGAUGUUGGUUAAAUUAAGUUGUGGCUCAUGUUACAAGGGUGGGAAGUUCUUUGCUUCUUGGAUCUGUCACAGGGUACCUGCCUCUGAGGUGCUGUCGCCUAGAGGGAUCAGUUCCGUCAGGACUGGCGAGUCAGUAGCUAUGGAGAAUACGCAUACAGCUAGCUACUUCUCCCAGGGUGUCAGUUGUGAUAACGAGCAUCAUUCCAGAAUCUUUGGCUUCUAGAACCAACUCCAUUCUGAAGAACAUUUUAACAUCUAUUAAUACUUUGGUAAUAAUCUUUUAUAUGCAGGAAUUUUGUAGCAUGACUUUAUGACUAAACUUAUUGUGUUAAAUUAUUUAGAAAUGUUGAGUUUCCGAAUGUUAUUUUGUGAGACAUGUUUUAAAAUAGUAAUAAAUUGUGUUAUUUUAUAAAAAAAAAUAAUUUGUAUCUUUUUUGGUUAUAUGACCCAUUACUUUUAGCUAGUACAGAGCAACAACUUCCAAUGACAUUCAAUUCUGAAGAAAUUUGGUCUUUGGUCAAACAUUCCACAGAGCUUAUGUGCGUGUGCAUGAGAGAAGCGGGGGAGAGAUUGACUCAUUUCUUUAUGCUUUUUUUUUCUCCCUAUAGGACAGUCUCCUGUCCCAGUUUUCUAAGUCUUCACCAUAAGUUCUCUGGGCACCGUUUCAAUGAUUAGUAUCCUGGAAAGAGUGCUUCCCAAGAGAGCAAGUUACUACUGCACAUGACAAGUCCUAGUCUUCUCCUCACUAGUGGUAUGGGAGGUUAAGAUUGGUUAACAGGCCCCUGAUGUGUGGUCUGGGAUAACCUGACAUUGGCCAGCCCCUUUGUGAUACACAAGAAGUAGGGAAGAGCGUAGCAUUUCCCUGCGGAAUUUCCAUAUGGAAUGGCCGUAACAUUAUAUGCUGUCUCAGCACGUAUUCUGCACUAUCAGCUGAAUAUAAUUUUGGUCUCAGAAUGGUACUGUAGUGCAGUUUCUACUUCUUUAUUCCACAGUUUUUUGGUUUUAAGGAUGUUUCUUGCUGCUGUCCUCCUUUAAAAAGCAGAUUUUAGUCUCUGAGCCUAUAAAGAGAAAACUUUAAUUCAGAUUAGAAACAGCUGAUUACUUUUAGUUCAUUAUUUUCUAGACUAAAGGGUGGAUGUCUAGAAUCCUGACAUGUAUACUGUUAUAUGUAUUGUAUUAAAUAUAUAUGUAUGUAUAUGUAGAUAUAUAAUUGUUAUAUAUAAUAAAAGAAUCCUAAGUGAUAA